This is a messenger RNA of Capsella rubella, 1874 nucleotides long. RefSeq names its product transcription factor SRM1. The coding region runs from base 683 to 1588 and encodes 301 amino acids. The record is from RefSeq and is a predicted model, not a curated record. The transcript has 3 exons. Lineage: Eukaryota; Viridiplantae; Streptophyta; Magnoliopsida; Brassicales; Brassicaceae. Gene Ontology annotation, molecular function: DNA binding.
GGAAAAAGAAAUAACAGAGGACUUGAGCUGUGAAAACUGUUGCAAUCAAUGAAUGUGUGGGCGCUUAUGGUUAUCACUGUUUCUUUUGUUUGAACUUCCCCUUUAACAAUGGCGUUUUGACCUCUCUCCUUCUCUCUCUCUCUCUCUCUCUCUCCGUCUUCUGGGUUAUUCCGAUUUCUCUUUCUCUCUCUCUCCUUCAAGUUGUUGCAAUCCCUAGAAAACCCCUAAUUUUCCAUUUCCCUGCAAAGUUAACAUUUUUUUCUUCUUCUUCUUCUUCUAUCAGUCCUCCUCUUAUUUUCAUGGUUUCAAUCUCCAUAUUGCUUUGGCCAUCGGAUAUAUCUUCGUGUUUAAAUAGCUUAUAACGAUAAGUUAGAUUCAUCUUUCUCCUUUGCGUUUUAGUUCAUCAGUAGAGUGUGUGCUGGGUUAUUUUUCUGCCCUUGUUUUUAGGGAAUUUGAUUUUGUGGAAGGAGAUAAUUAAUCGCUUUUCGAUUCGUCUUCCUGUAUAAAUCCCACAUCUCUUUUGUAAUCCCCUAGUCUACUUGUUGUAUGGUAUUGUUAGAUGUUGAUUGGAAUAUCAGGGCAGUUUUAUAUUAGGUUCAGUGAUACUCUGAAGAUCUGAGUCUUGAUUUUGGAGGAGGAUUAAGGUAGAUUCUAUAGAAUUUGGCCGGUUUUGAUUUGGAAAAUGACGGUGGAGGAAGUUAGUGAUGCUUCUGCGUGGAGUAGGGAGGAUGAUAUUGCCUUUGAGCGAGCUCUAGCCAGCAAUACUGAUGAAUCCGAGGAACGGUGGGAGAAGAUUGCGGCAGAUGUUCCUGGAAAAAGUGUUGAACAGAUUAAAGAACAUUAUGAGCUUUUAGUUGAAGAUGUUAGCAGGAUUGAGUCCGGAUGUGUGCCUCUUCCUGCCUAUGGGUCUCCUGAAGGAUCAAAUGGUCAUGCUGGUGAUGAAGGAGGAAGCAGUAAGAAAGGAGGUAAUAGUCAUGCAGGAGAGUCUAACCAAGGAGGUAAGUCAAAGUCCGAUCAGGAGCGAAGAAAGGGUAUUGCAUGGACAGAGGAUGAGCACAGGUUAUUUCUUCUUGGUUUGGAUAAGUACGGGAAAGGUGAUUGGCGUAGCAUUUCUCGCAACUUUGUAGUGACAAGAACACCGACCCAAGUCGCGAGCCACGCUCAAAAGUAUUUCAUUCGUCUAAACUCGAUGAACAAAGACAGAAGGCGAUCAAGCAUUCACGAUAUCACUAGUGUUGGCAAUGCAGAUGUCUCGACGCCACAAGGACCAAUAACUGGUCAGAACAACAGCACUAACAACAACAAUACGAGUUCUACUGUUGUUGCUGGAGGAGGAAACAAAUCAGCCAAGCAAGCCGUCUCUCAGCCACCACCAGGACCACCUAUGUAUGGAACACCAUCGAUAGGUCAACCAGUAGGUGGACCGAUGGUCUCAGCAGUUGGGACACCAGUGAACCUCCCAGCUCCACCUCACAUUGCUUACGGAGUCCAUGCUGCUCCAGUCCCUGGUUCAGGGGUUCCUGGUGCACCAAUGAACAUGGGUCAGAUACCAUACACUCUGCCGCGUACACCAACAGCUCAUAGGUAACUAGAAAGCACCUUUGCUGAGAUAGUGCACUUGGUUUUAGAUGUAAGAAAGAUGUGUAAAGGAUUUAGUGAAUAUUCAAGCUUGUUCCUUGAGUGAGUUUUUUUGUUACUUAGUUUUGUGGGGGAUUGUUAUGAGGUCCAAAUAAGAUAUUAAGAUCAUCACAUGAUUAGUUUCAGAUUCGAGAAGCAAAAAACACUCUUCUUUGUUUGUACACAAUAAAGCCUCUGUUAUGAGAGACUUGCAACAAGAUAGACAAAGCAACGUUGUAUAUCUGUUUUUCACUCAA